Oldenlandia corymbosa var. corymbosa is the source of this 1518-nucleotide messenger RNA. Lineage: Eukaryota; Viridiplantae; Streptophyta; Magnoliopsida; Gentianales; Rubiaceae. The record is from the annotation of a GenBank genome assembly.
AUGGCUACGGAGGAGCCGGGUCGGUCCAUGGGGUAUACUCCGACAUGGGUUGUGACCGUCGUCUGCUUUGUCAUUGUUCUUUUGUCAUUCAUGGCCGAACGAGGUCUUCAUCGACUAGGCAAGUUCUUCAAGCGUAAGAAGCAAGACUCCUUGUAUGAUGCCUUAGAGAAGGUCAAGGAAGAGUUGAUGCUAUUGGGGUUUAUUUCAUUACUAUUGACGGUAUUCCAAGGAUCAAUUAGCAAUAUAUGCAUCCCUGUUAGUGCUGCAAGUGUAAUGCUUCCAUGUAAGCUUCCAAACGAUCGAAGCCUUUCCUCUGGUGGUGGUUCUGGUCAUCUUAGCACGGUAGAUUAUAUCAACAGAAGGAGACUUUUGGCAACUGAAGACAAUAGCAUGGAAAAAUGUGCACGUAAGGGAAUGUUACCACUGUUAUCACUGGAGGCACUCCACCAACUGCACAUUUUCAUCUUUGUACUGGCUGUGGUUCAUGUCAUCUUCUGUGUUUCCACCAUGCUUCUGGGAGGACUGAAGAUUAGUCAGUGGAAGCAUUGGGAGAAUUCGAUUAGAAAUGAGAUCACCAAAGCACCAAAUGCCCAUCAUUCGAUUCAUAUACACCAUCGAAUAUUCACCGAGAGAGCUGGCAGAUAUUGGAGAAAGUUUAGAGUUGUAAGCUGGACGGUGGCAUUCUUCAAACAGUUUUAUGGUUCAGUCACCAAGUCUGACUACAUUGCCUUACGAACCGGAUUUAUUCGUGCCCACUGUCCAUCAAUGCCUGAUUUUAAUUUUCAUGAUUAUAUGCUGAGGACCCUCGAACAAGAUUUCAAGAAAAUAGUUGGUAUAAGCUGGUACUUGUGGAUCUUUGUCAUGAUCUUUUUGCUGCUGAAUUUAGCAGGAUGGCAUUCAUACUUUUGGCUAUCAUUUUUACCUUUAAUACUACUACUACUUGUGGGAGCAAAAUUGGAACACAUAAUUACAAAAUUAGCAAAAGAGUAUGUAGAAAGUAGUGAAAGAGGGGGAGGAGGAAGAGGAGGCGAUGCUAAUAAUACACAUGUGAAGCCCUCUGAUGAGCUAUUUUGGUUUCAUAGACCAGCUCUUGUUCUCUACCUGAUUCACUUCAUACUCUUCCAAAAUUCCUUUGAGAUGGCUUUUCUCUUCUGGGUUUGGAGCACUUAUGGAUUCAAGUCAUGCAUUAUGGAAGAUUUAGGUUUCAUCAUUCCAAGACUUGUUGUGGGAAUAAUAGUGCAGGUUCUUUGCAGUUACAGCACACUACCUUUGUAUGCUCUAGUCACACAGAUGGGUAGUAUGUUUAAACAAGGGAUGUUCGAUGCGUACACACAAGGGCUUAUUUUGGACUGGGCAAGAGGAGGAAGAAGAGGUGGAAGUUCCUCAAAUAUAAACGAGAGCAACAGAUUGUCCAAAGAACCUUUCGAAAAUCCAAUUUAUGUCACCCAUCAAUCCAACUUUCUUGAAGAUCAUCACCACCAGGAUGUGGAAACAUCAGUAAUCGAGCUGGCUCAUUAA